AUGGCGGGUAAAACCGUGAGCUUCAACACGAAUUGCGACCUUAUCGACUCGCAACUCGAGAGCUUGGCAAAAUGGCUGAGCUGCAACGGCGAGGUUUGGGGCGUGGGCCCUACCGCCGUAUUCGCCAGCGCCGCCGCCCUCUUCCUCUACCAUGAGCUGGAGGCUACCAUCUUCGUCGCCGGCGGGGACCAGGUCCAUGUGUCGCUGCUCGAGAAGACACUUGUUUCGACGAUGGUUGCUGGAAUGCUGGCGCUGAUGAUCCACAUCUGGGUGUGCUCCAUGCGGUUUUUCCAGUACUACCUGGAUACGCUCAUCAGAGACAGUCCAAGCGUCCUCCUAGAAAUGACGACCGCAGGCCUGUUAGGAGGGCAGGCGGAGAUGGUUCCCCUUGGUCCACUGACCCGCUUCCUCCGGCAGCAGCAGCCGCAGAUCCACAUCACCUUCUGCUGGUUCCUCUCCCUCUGUUACGCCGACUACGUCAGGAAGCACUACUGCCAGAGAUUCAAUAUGCCGUACUUGGAACAGUGGCAAACCGAGCUGCACGAGCGCGCCUCGCGGGGGGUGAGCAAGACCAUGCAGAGGGUCAACAGCUUCGUCGGAGCCGUCCAUCAACGGCUGCGUGGAUACGCGCCAACCAACGCCCAGCAGACCAAUGAGGCGCAUACUGGGAGCUGCACACCCAAGCAGACCGCCAGCGGAUGCACGAGCAAGAUGUCGUGGGGGUGCCGGCGAAGCAGCGACUCCGCUCUGGCCACGAAAGACGGCCGGGAGCUCUGCGUCCGGCUCGUCAGUCAGUCCAGCGAGACGACCGCAGACGCCAUUGAGAAACUGCGCUCUUAUAUAUCCGCCACAAGAUGUUCGUGUUGCGCUCCACCGAUCCCCGGCAUCAGCGAUGCUAGCAAUACAGAAAAGCCAACGAAGACUGGAGGAUUUCCCUUGGAGAAAAAUGGCAACCCUGCCCUUUGA
This is a messenger RNA of Pectinophora gossypiella (pink bollworm), 966 nucleotides long. RefSeq lists its product as uncharacterized. NCBI's taxonomy places the organism in Eukaryota, Metazoa, Arthropoda, Insecta, Lepidoptera, Gelechiidae. The coding region runs from base 1 to 966 and encodes 321 amino acids. The transcript has 7 exons. The record is from RefSeq and is a predicted model, not a curated record.